Messenger RNA from Salvia miltiorrhiza (redroot sage), 1867 nucleotides. Its product is annotated as transcription activator GLK1-like. The transcript is spliced from 6 exons. Lineage: Eukaryota; Viridiplantae; Streptophyta; Magnoliopsida; Lamiales; Lamiaceae. Gene Ontology annotation, cellular component: nucleus. Gene Ontology annotation, molecular function: transcription cis-regulatory region binding; DNA-binding transcription factor activity. Bases 350 to 1480 code for a protein of 376 amino acids. Gene Ontology annotation, biological process: positive regulation of DNA-templated transcription. The record is from RefSeq and is a predicted model, not a curated record.
CCAAAAAACCUCAAAAAAUGGUAGCCACACAUUCAUCGUGUCAUACACAUUCAUACAUGCUUAUAUUAUAUAUAUAUAUACCUAUAUAUGACAAACCAAAACAAAGGCAUAGAAACAAAUUUGCAGAGCCUCCUCUCCCACACAAAUCGUGGUGGAGACCAUCUCUCUCUCUCUCUCUCUCUCUCUCUCUCAGUAAACAGAAAAAGGAAUUACAUCACCAACCAAGAGCAAGGCCAGCACAUAAUGCACUAGGCUGUCUGCACCCAAACACAGCUUCCACUAUUUUUUCGAUUUCAGUUUUCAUUUCCUAAGAAAAAAAAGUUUGAUAUUAAAAAGUUAGUGGGGAUUAAUGCUCGCCGUGUCGCCAUUGAGUAGCGUGAAGCAUGAGAGGGAAAAAGAAAUGCUGCAGGUUUUCUCAAUGGAAGAGAGAGAAUUUGAAGAUGUCGUCGGCGGCGAGAAUUUGCUCGGCAGCAUUGAUUUCGACGACAUUCUCGUCGGAAUCGGCGACGGAGACGUGCUGCCUGAUUUGGAAAUUGAUCACGAAUUCUUCGCCGAAUUCUCAGGCUCCGAAUCUGAUACGAAAAUAGAGUGCGACAAUAAUUCGCGAAACAGCGAAGAAGACGCCGCAGCAGAUUCAGUUUCCAACGUCGAUUUGGAAUCGCCCGACACGAUUCAGGAACCCGAAGCCGAAGUGAAGAAUCCAGAUUUGAAAGAAGCUGACGACAGAAAUAAAACAUCGUCGGCUGGCUGUAAAAAUCCGCCGGGGAAGAAGAAGUCGAAGGUGGAUUGGACGCCGGAAUUGCACCGGCAGUUCGUGCAGGCGGUGGAGCAGCUAGGGAUUGAUAAGGCAGUGCCAUCGAGAAUUCUGGAAAUUAUGGGAAUCGAUUGCCUCACACGCCAUAACGUUGCCAGCCAUCUUCAAAAAUACAGAUCUCACCGGAAACAUGUGCAAGCGCGGGAAGCUGAGGCGGCGAGCUGGGGCCGGCGGCGGCAGAUGUACGGAAAAGCGGCGAUUCAGGCAGCGGUGAAUCCUUGGAUUGCACCAACUAUGGGCUUUCCUCCGGCGACACCACCAGUGCCUCAUUUUAGACCCUUACAUGUAUGGGGUCAUCCAUCCGUCGACCAAUCAUUGAUGUACACGUGGCAUAAACACUUGUCUCCGCCGCUGCAUGCUUGGCUGCCCCCGCCGUCGGACCCAUCCUUUUGGCAUCCACAUUACCAAUAUGUUACGCCGCCGGGCACAAUGUAUUUUCCGGCGCCGCAAUUCCCACCGACGAGAUUUCCGCCGCCGGCCGCCGCACAGACGGUACCGAAACUGCCUUCCGAUAUUCAUCCGUCCAAGGAGAGGAUAGAUGCAACCAUUGGAGAUGUUCUAAAGAAGCCAUCGUUGCCACUGCCGCUCGGACUAAAGCCGCCGUCCAUCGACAGCGUGAUGGUCGAACUACGACGCCAAGGCGUAUCAAAAAUACCUCCAACUUAGCCCUUCAUAGUCAACCUGCUUCCGGCUCCUCUUUCCAGUACCGACAAUAAAUUUGUUAGUUGCAAAAGAUUUUAUUUAAAAUUGUUUGACAUAAUUUGGUUCUAACCAAAUUUGUUGUAGUGUGUUUAAUUUGAUUAUUAUGUCGUUGGCAGGCUAUUACGAGGAAGAUUAGGUGUGGUGCAUAAAAGGCCUUUGGAUUGGAAACGGAACGCCCAGAUUGUCACGAAGUUAGCUCGUGUACAUUACAUGGGGAGAUUUAUUGUGCUACUUUAUUAUAUUAAGAUUCUUCUAUUGGUCACUAUCACUAGAAGAACUGUGGAAUUAAUUAAUAUUAGAAAUUUAGUAAACUCUCUCAAUAUAAUGAAAUACGAGGCUAACUUGGCACAA